Messenger RNA from Funneliformis mosseae, 189 nucleotides. The record is from the annotation of a GenBank genome assembly. NCBI's taxonomy places the organism in Eukaryota, Fungi, Glomeromycota, Glomeromycetes, Glomerales, Glomeraceae.
AUGUUGCUUGUAGAUUCUGCAUCAAGUUCGGAAGUUGCUUGUAUAUCCCAAGAAAAUGACGAAGACCAUAUUGUCGCAUUUCCUUGUUCUAUUGAAGUAAAAGUUGGUGAUGUUGAAAUAUCGUUAUUAUCACUUAUAGGUUCUGGUGUAGUUGGGACGUCUCCUAAACUGGAUUUCGGGAGAAUAUAG